This is a messenger RNA of Metarhizium album ARSEF 1941, 1533 nucleotides long. Its product is annotated as Longin-like protein. NCBI's taxonomy places the organism in Eukaryota, Fungi, Ascomycota, Sordariomycetes, Hypocreales, Clavicipitaceae. Gene Ontology annotation, biological process: endoplasmic reticulum to Golgi vesicle-mediated transport; Golgi localization; retrograde vesicle-mediated transport, Golgi to endoplasmic reticulum. The record is from RefSeq and is a predicted model, not a curated record. Gene Ontology annotation, cellular component: COPI vesicle coat; cytosol. The coding region runs from base 1 to 1533 and encodes 510 amino acids. The transcript has 5 exons.
AUGGUCGUUCUCGCGGCGUCAAUCUGCACCCGCGGCGGGAAAGCUGUCCUUUCCCGCCAGUUUCGAGAGAUGCCACGAUCGCGGAUAGAAGCCCUCCUCGCCUCAUUCCCAAAGCUGGCCGACAGCAGCACCCAGCACACCACCGUCGAGCAGGACAAUGUUCGAUUUGUCUAUCAGCCUCUUGACGAGCUUUACAUGGUCCUCGUCACCAACAAGCAGUCCAACAUUCUCCAGGACAUCGACUCCCUCCACCUGUUCGCUCAGGUCGUCACCAGCGCAUGUCGAACGCUUGACGAAAGAGAGAUUGUCCGAAAUGCCUACGAACUUCUCAGUGCCUUUGAUGAGGUGGUCACGCUUGGGUACCGGGAAAACCUCACAAUGAGCCAGAUCAAGACCUUUUUGGAAAUGGAAAGCCAUGAGGAGCGCAUUCAGGAGAUCAUCGCUAGAAACAAAGAGCUCGAGGCUGCUGAGGAGCGAAAGCGAAAGGCCAAGCAACUUGAGAUGCAGCGUAAGGAGUCUGCCAGGGGUAGCCGUGGAAUGCCACGAACUCCGGUUUAUCCGACAUACACGCCUCCUUCCAGGCCUAGCGGUACCGAUUCAUACAAUUCAUAUGAGGCUGAGAAAAACAAGACAUAUAACAAGCCUCUUGCACCCAAAGGGAAAGGCAUGCAGCUAGGAAAGAAGUCCAAGACUACGGACAUGUUUGAGAGAGUUCGCGGCGACAUGGGCGGCGAAAUCGAUGACAGCCCGCUUGUAGCUCCUGCGGCGGCUGCUGGCGAGGCCAUGGAAGCCCGGGUCUCAUCAACUCUUGAUCGCGAUGCUGUUCAUGUCACCAUCUCUGAGUCGAUUAGCGCCAGCCUCUCCAGAGAAGGUGCUGUCAAGUCAUUGUCCAUCAGUGGCGAUCUUUCUCUUCGCAUCUCCGAUCCCAGUCUCACCAAGAUCAAGCUUGGCCUGCAGGCCGUCACAUCCCACGGCGCGCAAUUCCGUACACACCCCAAUGUCGACAAGAACUUGUUCAACGGGUCCAAGACGAUUCAGAUGAGCAACACAGCACGUGGGUUCCCCGUCAACAAUUCAGUUGCUGUCUUGCGAUGGAGAGCCUCACCAAAGCCGGACGACACCAGGUCGUGUCCCAUCACCUUCACUGUGUGGAUCAACGACAAUGGUGGCAAAUACAAUGUCACAGUGGAAUAUGAGCUUAGCGGCGGCGACGCUCUGAGAGAUGUCAGCGUUGUCAUGCCCUACUCUGGAAACGAGCCGGUCGUGUCUAGCUUUGACGCGGCCUACGAGGUCUCUGGAGAUGUGCUGGAAUGGAAUAUCGGCUCGGUGGAUGAUGAGAACGCCAGUGGUGCCUUUGAAUUCGAGGCUGAGGGGAGUGAUGAGAACGAUUUCUUCCCCAUGACCGUGAGGUUCAGCAAGACGACACCAUAUGUCGAUGUUGAUGUCAAAAAGGUAUCCCUGUUGGAGGAGGAUGAGGAGAUUGCAUUCUCGAAAGAGGUCAAGUCUACCGCAGACAACUACUCUGUCGAGUAG